AUAACAGUUCGGUUUGAAAAUGUUUAGAGUGUUUCAGUUAGUUCUCGUUAUGCGAUAGAACCGCGGACGGUUGGUUUUUGUUGUUUAAAAAUUUUUCUUCUUCGUGUUUGCCGUCUUUUCUCAUCAAUAAAAAGUUGUAUUUCGUUUCAUAAAUUGAUUGGACUUUUAUCGAAUUAAAUUGAACGAGUCGAUUAUUAUUGGGCCGUAUUAAGUGAAUCUUGAAGAACACCACGUCUUUGUUGAGUUAUAAGUUUCGUGUUAUCGAAAACAGUGUGUUUUUUUCUGGUGAUGAUGAGGUUUUUUGUUUGUUAACAAGAGGGUGUAACAACAUCGCUCUGAGAUGCGAAUUGUGUGAAAAUAAUUAAGUGUAACGUGAUAGUAGGAUUAUGAGUUGAAUAUUAAAUUUGCUUUACUGUUAGUCUUAAUUGGUGUCAAUUUGAAAGGUUAAAGUACCUCUUCAUACAACGAACGUGUUCACAUCUUCUUCAUUUUCAAACUUAUUGUUGCCUCAUCUUAUAUGUGUGACUAUUGAUGAUGAUUACACCUUACAACUUGAUAAUUAGACACGUAUCAUCAUCAUCUUUAUAAAAAUUAUUUAAGAAAAAAAUGCGACCAUCGCUAUGUGAUUCUGAACGGAAUUAAAUGGUGUGCAAUUUUCAUCACUAUUGUAUUGCUGUAAUAUUGAUCAAAAUAUGGAGAAUAAAUACAAAAUACCAUAAUGGAAUUUAACUGGAUCGUCAGGACAUAUUCAUCAAAGACCUUGCCAACAAAUCCAACACUUGUUGUCUUUUUCGGAUUACUGUGCUUGCAAUGCUGCUACAAUGUGGCUGGAAAUUUAACCGUUUCAUAUAGUACAGAUUGCGUGAGCGAACCGGGAUGUCUAAAGUGCAACACAAAGGGAUGCAUCAAAUGUCCACAUUACAUAACAUUUGACGAACAUAAAUGUGUUCCAGAAUGUCCUAACGGAUACAUAGAAGAAUGGUCCACCGUUCCGGAAUUGAUGGGACGCGUUUGCCGACCUAGUGGAUAUUCAGAUCCAAUGACUGCAACGAUAGUUGGCUUAACAGCUGGUGCUGUAGUUUGCUUUGCGAUACUGAUACUGGGUAUCGUCAUUAUGAAACGAAAGCAACGACGAAAGUUGAUACGUGAUACACUCAUCGAUGAUUCGAUUGAACGAGAAGAUUUUUUAAAGCAACUCGAAGAAUUACGACCGAACGCCGAAUUCUUUUUGGCAAUGCUAAACGACACAAGAAAACAAAUCCGAAAACUGUAUUUAUCCGGCGAGCACGUUGCUGCCAAUUCGUAUAGACCAAUUGUGCGAGACCUAGCCAAAAUUUUAAUUUUAGUUAAUCGACCCAUAGAACUUAUAGCUAGGCCACCACAUGACUGGCACCGUGUGUUCAUAUGGUCUCUGCGUAUUUUAGAUAGAUAUAAACCACAAGUAGCACAAUUAAUAGAUUUUCUCCAAACACCAUCACCGACAAUAUCGGAUCCGCGGAUCGGAUCGUCUCAGUAUUCCACAUUCAAAUCAACCAAUACGGCGACCACCGCCAUGAGCAGUGACACAAAGAAUCUUCAUCAAAUGCAAAUAUUUGGUUCGUUAAUUAGUCUACACGAAUUUGAAGAGCCACGAUCGUCGAAUCCAUUUAAACGAAAUUCGUGCAGUACGCUGAAGAGUGUAAAUAAUUAUCCAUCGUCUGAUAUACACGGCAGUUCGGUGUGGUUAGAAGACGAAUUUUUUAAAUUGGGAUUUCGACCUCAAGAUGAAAUAACGACGGAAUUGUGAACUGAGCAAUUAACAAAAUUUAAUUUGGGUGUGUGAGUCCAUUUUGAGUUUUUGUUAAUUGAACGAAUUUGGAGAAUAAAAAUGAAAUGAAACAGAAACAAUUGAACUAAUUAUUGUCACAAAACGCAAUAUUUAGGUGCUAAUGAUAUGGCAAGUAGUAAACUUUGCUGUAACUCAA
Bradysia coprophila is the source of this 1964-nucleotide messenger RNA. RefSeq names its product FU domain-containing protein T48 (gene T48). NCBI's taxonomy places the organism in Eukaryota, Metazoa, Arthropoda, Insecta, Diptera, Sciaridae. The record is from RefSeq and is a predicted model, not a curated record.